Cylicocyclus nassatus is the source of this 393-nucleotide messenger RNA. Lineage: Eukaryota; Metazoa; Nematoda; Chromadorea; Rhabditida; Strongylidae. The record is from the annotation of a GenBank genome assembly.
AUGGUGAUCCGAGUUUCAUCUGGAAUUUUCUCAAAAGAUUGUUGGAGUUUUCAAAUACCCGUCAGACAUGAUCCGGGUGUUCUCUCCUUAGAUGUUCGAGAUGGCGAAGUGAAAGCAGGGUUACAUGUGUCGUCCUCAUCAAUUGAUCAGCUCAAGCCGCCCAGUCGUGUGGAAAAGGAUUUCACCGAAGAAGUGGCUGAAAAAUUUUGGGUUCUUCUUACAGAUACUUUUUUAGGAAUCAAAGUAGCCGAUGAUGUGGAAGAAGAAUUCUCUUACGGGAACAGGGCCAAGGAGCUGUUGAUACAGGAGCUAGCAGAACAGGAAAGAUACGCCUGGUUUAGAUGGGUGGACAGUGGUUCAGCAAUGUCUAGCGAUCUCCUCUCAGCAGAGUAA